Pelobates fuscus (common spadefoot toad) is the source of this 4249-nucleotide messenger RNA. It is a transcript of the gene KANSL1L, whose product is annotated as KAT8 regulatory NSL complex subunit 1 like. NCBI's taxonomy places the organism in Eukaryota, Metazoa, Chordata, Amphibia, Anura, Pelobatidae. The record is from RefSeq and is a predicted model, not a curated record. Gene Ontology annotation, cellular component: NSL complex. Bases 121 to 2892 code for a protein of 923 amino acids. Gene Ontology annotation, molecular function: histone acetyltransferase binding. The transcript has 16 exons.
CAGCGAUCGGCUUCGCUCUCCGAGGACCGUGCAGCCCGGGGCGAGUAGCCCUGUGUCAGGAGUGCAGUCCGGGGGUCUGGACAGGCGAGCACUUACCGCUACACACCCUACUAAACCAAAAUGACUCCGGCUCUCACCGAAACUGCUACACAAGGCCCUGAAGUCCACUUCUCCCCUUCCUUGGCCUUGCGGAGUCUGAGUCCAGAUAAUAAUACAUUGUGUGUGGAUAGUUCUAAGGCUGCGGAGCAAAUAAACCCUUCCAAAGCAAACCCAUCUACAUUGGCGUACACUGAUGCAGAGCAAUGUCUUCAGAAAACUAUUACAAACUUGGACCAAGUUGGCUCCCAACCCUCUGCAAGUUAUCAUACUGUAUUCCUUUUCACGUCAAGUGCUGCUCUGAAUGCACAGAAUAAAGGCAGUCCUACAUAUAACAUGGAGGAAUGGGACUCAUGUAGACAGAGGUUCCAGAUGAAGAAAGACACACACUCUCUACACUCCGGAAUGUCCUCUCACCCGGACAGAAAAGUCAAAAGGGAGCUCUUCCCCGGUAACAUGAGCCAGAUUUUAGCAGAUGUACCCAGAUUGUGGGAUAGAUCCGUGAAAGAGAAUCAAGACAUGGAUGAAUUGAAACAUCUGAACUAUAAAGCGAAUGGAAAAAAGGCAGAAAAGAUGCUUCCUUUUCCAUGUUCUAGUAGCUCCUCUUCCCCUGACUUAUCUGGUUUUUCCAAUGUGGCAGAAGACACACCUGAUAAAGAAAGUGAAAUAAACACCCGCCUUUUACAUUGUCUGAAACGGCAACAAGUGAUCCUAAAUCGAGCAAAAAGAAAUCGCAAACGUCUGCAGUGCUUUCUGGCACAUCUUGCUGCCGAACAUUGCAACCAGCAGGUAAAAUGUUUUGUAGAUCGCCAGAAGCAGAAUGUGGAGGUCCCUAGCACCUCUGUCAGAAACCAUAACAAUCACACAUGCAAGGAUGCUGGAAACGCUUCGAAGGUCAUCGGCCAACAGGAUGUUAAAAAUGGAUUCAAUCGCUCCAUGGAAAGUGCGUUAAGAAAGUUCUCAGUGUCUUCAGUAGGGAUUAUGAGGCAUAUUGAGCAGGAACUGGAUUCUGAUGCUACAGAAAGCAGCUCUGAUGAAGAUUGUAAUAAAAGUCCACCAAAUGUUCACUAUAAAUGCAAAUCUGAGUGGAACUGGCUUUCAAUUAGAGCAAGCAUUGGGAGUCGCUGGGUCUGGCUACAGGCUCAGAUUUCCGAGUUGGAAUACAAAAUUCAGCAACUUGCAGAUAUUCACAGUCAGAUACGCAACACAAAGGUCACGGUAAAGUUGGAAGAAAACUCUAAAAGCAUUUGCAGGCAGCCUCCACGUCUGCCAGAUCCAAGCACUUUAUUAAGCCCUGUGGGGAGGUUACAAAGUGCCCCAGUGGGAACAAAUCUAUCUCCAGCAAAGGAUUUAGAAAUGUCGCCAAGCAGUCCAACUCUGCUUCUGAGAAAUAUCGAAAAGCAGAGUGCUCAGCUCACAGAAAUGGUCAACAGCCUUAUAAUCCCAGGUGGCAUCUCCCCUACGGACACUGCAAAAUCCAACGGGUUUCCUUACAGAGCUCCGAGGCAGAAUGACAAGGGAUCCCGGUACUUGAAUGGAUUCUGUGAUCAGCAGCAAAUAAAAAGAAGAAAAAGGAACCAUGUUAAGGCUUCUUCCUCUCUCAAAGGCAACAUCAGCAGCUCAGCUCGGACCAGACCUCUGAAGACGUUCCAGAAGAGGAAGCUCUACAAGCCAAGUUUGCAUUGUUCACCAGCCAAGUUGGCUAUACUCUCCACUGAAUCUUUAUUUCCGUACGAUGAGUCACUACUCAACUCUUACCGUAGCUCCACCUGGACUGGUUGUAACAAGCAGGAAAGUUUUGGAUCGAUGAGCCAAACAAUCUGUGAGAUAGACCCAACAUUUCACCCUGUCUUAUCGUUGCCAUCUGAAAUCCCUCUUAAUUUACACUUUGAUGUGUUGCUGAGGAACAGUGAAUUUAAGAGAGAAGCUUUCACCAACACGUUAUUCACAGCAAAAGAGGAAAAUUCUCCUGUUCAUGCAUCAGCAAGUUGGACUAAUGGUCACAAAUCUAGCUGCAGACCCCAGGUGUGCUAUGAAAUGCGCACACGGGAAAGAAGACACAUGAGUGAAAAUGAAGCCGAUGACUUGUCUGUCAUGUCGGAUCCUUUCAGAAAUGUACAGGUUGACAGUGGAACUUCAUCUGCUCAAAAGCCCUCUGCACAGAAAUGCCUUGCGCGUGACUCCAACAGUCUUUCACGCCGCAGGUUAAGGAGUGAAAAUGCUUACGACAUUGACAACAUUGUAAUCCCCAUGAGUUUGGUUGCACCAACAAAGGUGGAAAUUCUACAGUAUAAAGAAAUUCUCACUCCCAGCUGGAAGAUGGUUGUACUUGAACCUUUAGCAAUAAAACCUGAGGUGAGAUCACAAGACCUGUCAGAUGAGGCUAUCUCCUGCAGACAUAAAAAGUAUGAGCUGAAAGAAAAGGCCCGUUGGUCAUUGUGGGAGCAAAGCAAAUGGCCCAAGCGGAGCAGAUCUUCAAGCAAUAGCUUUGGUGUCUGGACAGGAAAUCUCUUGGCUUCAGAUGAAAACAGCAGGAGUCCUACUGUAUUGUUACCUGGUUCCCAAGACUCUCCAUCAGCUGAUACAAAUGAUUCACAGAACCCACAAACUGCAGAUGAGACUUGCCAAGAAAAGAUAGAGCAAUGGGAACCCAGGGCCUUCCCAUUGACAGAAAAAACGGCAUUAUCAUUGCUAAAUGAAGUGGCCAAACACCCGCAGUGCACUUCCAUACUUCAGCCACCCCAAUCUGAUGCUGAAGGUGCGCAACACUCAGUUGGCGAUUCAGAUCUAACGUGACAUUGGAAGCGGUUUGCAUUCACAAUUUGUCAUACCCAGAGGAAAAUGAAGGUUGCACAUGGGACCUACUAGCCAAAAAACUACAAGUGACCUUUCAGCUACCCUGUACCCAAAGACUGUUUCUUCUGACCCUGCAGGCUGGGGUUACAAAGACGUGCUAUUCUGUGUUGUACUUGCCAAUAGCUGCUGCAGGCAAGCAGGAAGAAGAAAAUGGAUUCAGUGUGUAUUUGUAUAUAGUGUUUUUUGGUUGUUAAAAUAAAAAACUAACACUUGUUCAGAAUUACUGGCCAUUUUGCAAAGGAGACACAAGGUGAUAAUGAGCCUGUGCAUAUAUUACUUGUUUAAAAGUAUUCCCCCACAUUUCCAAUUAAUCAGUUUAAUGGUAAGCUUGUUUAAGCUGGGCCCUCUUCACAUUUUGUUCCUGUUCGCAUUUGUUGUUUGUAUUUCUUUGUUCUGUAUUGACCCCCACAAUGUAAAGCUUUGUGGAAUAUUUUCGCACUAUAUAAAUAAUGUAUCACAGAGGAGUAUAUUAAAAGGUACAAGACAGGAGGACGAGUUACUCAGGAGCAGUAAUUGUCCUUGAUUUGUGUGCUAAAUUUCCCAUCAUGCUCUCUCUCUCUAAGGGCUUGGUUGAGAAUUGUGGCUAUUGUACUUAAAACAUCAAUGGUGCUGUGGUUGGUCAUAAUUGCUCUACAACAGGGUUAUCCAAACUCUGGCCCUCCAGAUGUUGCUGAACUUCAACUCCCAUGAUUCUUUGAAAGAAAUAGCCCAAGUACCAUAGGAGUUGUAGUUCAGCAAGGCCAGAGUUUUUAAACCCUGCUCUAGAAUCACUGUAAACUGAUGCACUGCAGUAUUUUAUUGGUCUUUUUUUUGAUCUGUUUAGAAUAUUACCAUUCCUUCAAACUACAGUAGAAAUGAGCCCAAGUGGAGAAUACAUCAGCACCUUGUAUAAAUUACACUGUCGCAAAACAUAGGUGAAAAGGAGACUUCUAAUUUUGUCUUUUAACCAGACUAUGGACUAUUCAAUGUGUUCUAUUUUAUAUUAAAGUUAUUUCUGUAUUUUAAGUGUGUUCUCAAUUAAUUGGAGAUCAGAAGUGGUUUGUCUUUCCAGUGACUCGGUGGUAGGUGUUUAUCACCCAAUCAGCAAAGCACUUCUAUAACAAUGCAUUUGACUUACUUAGCACUGUACAUGAAUACUAAUCACAGAGCCAUUGCACAUAUUCCCUUACUAGAGAAAGGUCAAUGUACAUUUAUAUAACUAUGAUUAAGGUAGCAUGCAACCCCCUCCUGUGGCGCUGUGUGCAGACUGCAGAGAUCACAAAAAUGCUUGUGGUGGUCUUUAACACAGGUCUAAAUU